Messenger RNA from Apis mellifera (honey bee), 5132 nucleotides. RefSeq names its product endoplasmic reticulum aminopeptidase 1. Gene Ontology annotation, biological process: proteolysis; peptide catabolic process. Gene Ontology annotation, cellular component: cytoplasm. The record is from RefSeq and is a predicted model, not a curated record. Lineage: Eukaryota; Metazoa; Arthropoda; Insecta; Hymenoptera; Apidae. The transcript has 15 exons. Gene Ontology annotation, molecular function: metalloaminopeptidase activity; peptide binding; zinc ion binding. The coding region runs from base 1612 to 4620 and encodes 1002 amino acids.
UAAAAUAUACGACGGGGGUUUGAAAGUUUCUAUUUCGAAAGCGAUCGAAAUCGUAACUCGCGUGAACGCGAGGAGGAAAGAAGGGGUAUGUAGCUGUGGAUGUUAAGUUAAUCGAUUUCUCUUUCUGUCGCUUGGGCAUAGAGGGUGUCCUCUCCCCCUCCUGCCCGCUUUACGAUCAGCCAAGAUGCCCGGCCUGCGUGAACGAGGCGGGCGCAACCUGUGGCUGAUCCUGACCGCCGCGCCUCCCUGCGUCCGGAAAUUUAGCCACGCUCGAUUCUCAAACUCCCCUCGCUCAGUGCCAUUCUCACCGUUCGACCGUUUACACGGCCGAUGCUGGCUGCCAUCGUCUCCUCGUACAUCCGCACAGUCGUCGUCCGUCGUCGUGUUUAAUCAUCGGCAGCGAUGCGAUCGUCGCCACGCCAACACGCUCGUCCAACACCACCCGCCACGCCACCGCGCCUUUUUCUUUUCUCCAACUUCGAUCCGUUCAAUCUGCCGCGGCGCGCAUAAAUAUUUCCUCCCGCUUCCGAUGUUUCGGUAGUUUCAGUCGACGAGUAGAGAGGUGAAGUGCCGGUUAGUGCCACCCGCAUUUUCUACAUUUCUGCCUUCAACGCCGACGUCGAAUUUCUCCGAAUAUCGAUCGAUUUCGUUUCCCGUCGAAUCGACCGAAUCCUUUUGCUCACUGGGAACAAGGUACAGGUGUUUAACAAUACGCCGAGGAAUAUAUCUUACGAGAUUAUAAUAAUAAUAAUAAUAAUAAUAAAGAAACGUACGAGAACGAAAUGAAAACGUACAUUGCUAUUUGUUUAAAAACAGAACAUAUAUACGUAAUGCCACGAAUUAUCUUAGUUUGCAAUUUUGCCGAUUCGCUCGCUUGUAUUUUUUGAAAAUACGAAAAAAAAAAAAUACUUCCUCGUAUCGAGUAGAGAUAAUUUAUCGAGAUUAGCGUACUUUGUCUUUACGUUAAAAAGCGUAGAUAUUUACACAUAUUUAUACGCGAGGAAAAUUAUUAAUUAAUUGAUAAUGUUAUUGAUAUCUUUCGACCACGAUUCGUACGUGUGCACUGCCCGAGCGAGUGGACGUAAUAAUAAUAAUAAUUAAAAACUAACGAAUCGAUCCCUUUUGUAAAACGACGACGAGAUUUGUACGAGAUUUAAGAAAAAGAAGAAAAAGAAGAAAGAAAUAUCGUUUUAUAUAAAUUUGGACUUUUUUUACCAAAGUUUCGCGAUUGGGACCAAUGUUCGCCUUGAUUGAGUGAUUAUCCGUCUACUAUCGAAAGAUAUAAAUAUAAAGUAUAAACGUAACGAAGAAGGACGUGGAAUAUCGAAGAUACAGGAGCGAAAGAUCGGUGGUGAAAAGGGAGGAAGCGCGUUGCGCGUUCGAACGAAUGAAAGUUGGCCGUAGUCGGAUGAAAAUUUCUCGAUCCGUUGACACGAAUGAAAGGGAAGAAGGAGAGAAAAGUGGAUCGUUGUUGAAAAGCGUUGUUGAAAUCAACGCGGAGGAGGAAUGUGAUUCGCGUGGGGCGAAGGAGGAAGGGUUCCGCUCGAAAGUGGACGCGGUGCGGGGUUACCGGAUAAAAAGGGGAGCGGAGGGGGAGGAGGAGAAAGGAAAAUGCCAGGGGGAACUUCGACGCGAGAAAGCAGCGAGGCGAUCCGGAUGGAGCCUUUGGGUAGAACCUCGAGUUCGCGGAGUCCCGGCCAAAACGGGACUGCCAACACCACCACCGAGGUCCCGAUAAAUUCAGGAGACAGUAACACGGGAUUGCACAAACGUAGUAUUUACGAGCAUAAUGGAAUUGUGUGUUCACAAAAAAGGGCUCUCUGCAUAGCCACCGUUGUUUUUGCGAUCCUUUUCGCCAUAUCACUCAUCAUUGCCUUCGCGGGACCACAAAACGACUGCCCUUGCGCUGGAGAGAAGCCAGCCAUCGUGGAUAUCGAGGACGAUGAAAAAAGCAGCGAGCCUCUUGCGACUAAUGGAGAGGUGUUCCCUUGGAAUAACGUGAGAUUACCUACGUUUGCGCAUCCUACCAGGUACAAUAUCACCAUCCAUCCAAAUCUUACAACGUUAGAGGUAAAAGGACAGGUCACGAUCGAGUUCUACGUCGAUAGAGAGACCAACUAUAUCGUCUUCCAUAGUAAAAAUUUGACAAUAAACGAGAAAAUGAUCCAAGACCGCAAAGGGCACAGAUUAAAAAUUUCGAGAUUGCUGGAAUAUCCGAAACACCAACAAUUAUAUUUAGAGCUGGAAGAGAGCAAAUUUCGAAAGAGAGGAAAUUACACGGUACACUUGAGGUUCAUCUCGAAACUUAGCAGCGAACUGGAGGGAUUUUAUCUUAGCAGCUACGUUACCCCGGAAGGAGAAAAGAGGUACCUCGCGACAACCCAUUUCGAACCUACGUACGCACGCUCGGCAUUUCCAUGCUUCGACGAACCGCAAUUCAAAGCUAAGUUCAAGGUUUCGAUAUUCAGAGACAGAUUUCACAUCGCGUUGUGCAACAUGCCUGUAAUGAACACCGAGGACGCGGGAUUUUACAUGGGCACGGGACUCCUCCGCGACGACUUCCAAGAAUCCGUAGAGAUGUCCACGUAUUUGGUGGCGUUCGUCGUGUGCGAUUUCAAACGAGUCUCGGAACUAACGAAAAGAAAUAUUUCCGUGAGCGUUUACGCGUCAGAGGCGAUGCUCCCGCAGGCGAGAUACGCGGUGACAACAGCCGCUCGUAUAAUGGAUUACUUCGAGUCUUUUUUCGGGGUACAUUAUCCGUUGCCCAAGCAAGAUCUGAUAGCCAUCCCCGAUUUCGGCACCGGGGCGAUGGAAAACUGGGGCCUGAUCACGUAUCGGGAGACGUCGAUACUUUACGAUCCGGAAGAGUCGUCGACCAACAUUCACGAGUGGAUCGGGACGAUCGUGGCUCACGAACUGGCCCAUCAAUGGUUCGGCAAUCUGGUCACCAUGAAAUGGUGGAACGACUUGUGGUUGAACGAGGGGGCGGCCAGUUUCUUCGAGUACAAGGGGGUGAAUCACAUUUCACCCGAGUGGAGCAUGAUGGACAAGUUUAUAUUGGAGAAAACGCAAUCGGCGCUCGACCUCGACGCGUUGGCCAGCAGUCAUCCUAUAAGCGUCCAGGUCAAAGAUCCGAACGAGAUCGAGGCGAUAUUCGACAAUAUCAGUUACAAUAAGGGUGCUUCCAUUCUCAACAUGCUCGAAGGCUUUUUAUGCGAGGACGUUCUCAAAAGCGGGUUGAACGAUUAUCUGAAUUCGCACGCGUAUGGAAAUGCAGACACCAACGAUCUUUGGGCGGCCUUUACCAAACAUGCCAAUAACACUUUUGACGUGAAAGCUAUCAUGGACACGUGGACGCAGCAAAUGGGUUUCCCUCUGAUCACGAUUACGCGCAACGGGAAUACGAUCACAGCUGCUCAGAAGAGAUUUCUAAUUUCGCCGAGGGAAAACGACACGGAAUCGCAACGAGCGAGAUCGUCGUUCGACUACAAAUGGUACAUCCCAUUGAGCUACUACACGGACAAGGAACCGCGCAAACUUCACAACGUGUGGAUGAAUUUAACCGACGUGACGUUCGAGAUACCUAGCGACGUGAAAUACAUAAAAUGUAACGUGAAUCAAAGCGGGUUUUAUCGCGUAACUUAUCCGGAAGAGAUGUGGACGUCGAUCAUCGCUACCUUGUUGAACGAUCACACCAAGUUCAGCCCAGCGGACCGUGCUAAUCUUAUCGACGAUGCGUUCACGUUGUGCGAGGCGGGCGAGUUGAACGCCACCGUCCCUCUUCGAUUGUCCCUUUACCUUUUGAACGAAAGGGAUUACGCUCCGUGGACAACGGCGCUCAGAUAUCUACAUUCUUGGAAAGAGAGAUUGAGCGAGAGUCCUGGAUACAAAAGAUAUAUCUCGUUCUUUAAGAAACUCUUGAUUCCGGUCACGAAAUACGUGGGUUGGUCCGACGAGGGGUCUCAUUUGAAGAAAUUAUUGAGGAUCGCCGUACUUCAAUCGGCUGUGUCUAUAAAAUUGGAAGACGUGGUAAAACCAGCCAAAUCCCUUUUCGAUGAUUGGAUGUUGAAAGGUAAACGGAUCGCGCCCAAUAUACGGAACGUGGUGUACAUUGCAGGAAUCAAGUUUGGCGGUGAAAAGGAGUGGAAUCAUUGCUGGGAAAAUUAUCAAGAGACUCAAGUAUCGAGCGAGAAACUGAUAAUGUUGGAAGCGUUGGGAGCGAGCACAGAUUCUUGGUUGCUGCAACGUUAUCUUUUACGAUCGUUGGACCGUGACAUGGUGAAAUCGCAAGACAUGGAAACCGUUAUAAUUUCCGUCGCCUCCAAUUCCGACGGUCAAUUUCUCGUGUGGCGUCACCUUAAAGCGUAUUGGCCUCAGAUACACGUUUUACUUGGCAAUGGAUCGUUGAGCGGACUUAUAUCUGUCGUGGUUUCCAACUUUUUCACGGAAUACGACUACCACGAGGUUUCGGAAUUCUUUAAAAAGGUGGAUGUCGGGAGCGGUCAACGAGCAUUGGAACAAAGCCUGGAAACGAUCAAGUUCAAUAUUCAUUGGGUAAAAGAGAAUGCGGAUAUCGUCGAUCGAUGGCUGGUGAAUCAUUCGAACGUUGAGACGAGUUAACCCUUUGCUUACCGGGGAUGGGAGAGGAACGAUGCGAGAUCAUCAUCCGUUCGUUUCGUAACGUUAUUUGCGUUUUUCGCGAUACGUAUCGACGCGCGAUACCUCGGCGUGAUACGAUAUCUACGGAGAGGCAAGAUAUAUUUCGUAUAUUUGGCGAGAUAAUCGAAUAAUUCGUUUAUUUACCGGUUAGUUAGGUAUAUUAUAUAUACACGCAUUGAAUUCGCAGAUGAAGAAGAAGAAAAAAAAAUGUCACCCAUUUCCGUCACACGCGUCGAAAGAUUAUUUUCGCCGGUUCGAAAGAUCGUCGAGAUACCAAAGUUUAACAAUCCAUCGAAUGGAAAACAAUCUUUCGACCAAUCGAAACGAAGCCGAAUUGUUUACCUAUAGCGUGUAAAACGCAUUAUACACCGAUUUAUACGCACUUUCGAAAGUACUUUAUUUAUUAUACACGCGGUGCGUGAAGAUUAUUGGAUUUAUUAUAGAUAUACGUAUAAAAGAUUAUACCGAGAGAA